Molecule: messenger RNA, 2078 nt
Organism: Sorghum bicolor (sorghum)
Lineage: Eukaryota; Viridiplantae; Streptophyta; Magnoliopsida; Poales; Poaceae
Product: CBL-interacting protein kinase 15
Exons: 2
Coding region: 481-1812 (443 amino acids)
Biological process (GO): protein phosphorylation; signal transduction
Molecular function (GO): protein kinase activity; ATP binding
Source: RefSeq, a predicted model, not a curated record
CCUCCUCUCCUCAUUCUCCCCGCAUCACAUCCCUCACCUCUGCUCCCCUCCCUGCCCAGAGGAACUCAGGCAGUAGCGUAGUCUACCAAAAAGUUGCAAAGCUCUGAUCUUGUCGCCUCCCACGCAAUCUUCUCUCCAUCUCCGUUCGUCCGUCCGUUCUUCGUGUCGUCGCAAGAUAACAGAACUCACAAGAAGUUAAAGCCUCAGGGAAUGCUGAAAGAUGUGCUUUCGUAGAAGAGAUUCCUGUUGCGACAUCAAGGACCUUGCUGCUCCGCAAGGGCUGCUGAUCUGCUCAACUCUUGAUGACCUGACCUUCAUCAAUUCUACGCCCUUCAGACUGCGACACGACCAGGCCAUAAGAAUUCUGUUCACCAUCAUGGAUCAUGACAUGGGGGAGGAGGGCUAACUCUUUGUGCAGUCCACCUGAUUGGCAGCCAAAAGUGUAGCCCUGUGAAUUGUGAUUUACUCUUGAAGAAAGAUAUGGAAUCGAGAGGAAAGAUUUUGAUGAAGCGGUAUGAGCUGGGGAGGUUGCUGGGGAAAGGCACAUUUGGCAAGGUGCACUAUGCAAGGAACCUUGAGUCCAACCAGAGUGUUGCUAUUAAGAUGAUGGACAAGGACAAAGUGCUCAACGUUGGACUUUCAGAGCAGAUAAGGCGGGAGAUCACAACCAUGCGGUUGGUGGCUCAUAAGAACAUUGUUGAGCUUCAUGAGGUUAUGGCAACACGAAACAAGAUCUACUUUGUCAUGGAGUAUGUGAAAGGUGGCGAGCUCUUUGACAAGAUUGAGAAGAGUGGCAAGCUCACAGAGGCUGUUGCACACAAGUACUUCCAGCAGCUCAUUAGUGCUGUGGAUUACUGCCACAGCCAAGGUGUGUAUCACCGGGACUUGAAGCCUGAGAACCUGCUGUUGGAUGAGAAUGAGAACCUGAAGGUCUCAGAUUUUGGACUGAGCGCACUUUCAGAGUCUAAGAGGCAGGAUGGCUUGCUCCACACCACCUGUGGAACUCCAGCAUAUGUAGCUCCAGAGGUGAUCAGCAAGACAGGCUAUGAUGGUGCAAAGUCAGACAUCUGGUCUUGUGGGGUUGUUCUAUUUGUACUUGUUGCUGGUUAUCUCCCUUUUCAAGGCCCAAACUUGAUGGAGAUGUAUCGUAAGAUACAGAAUGGUAAUUUCAGGUGCCCCAGUUGGUUUUCACACAAACUCAAGAAGCUAUUGUACAAGAUCCUGGACCCCAACCCAAACACAAGAAUUUCAGUCCAGAAGAUAAAAGAGUCUACCUGGUUCCGAAAAGGUCCUGGGGAGACCCGUACAGUAAAGGAGAAAAUUCCAAGUGAGAAUGCCACCACAAAUGCUGCUCCAGUACUUGCUAUGAGGCGCAAGAAGAAUGUUCAUGAAGAUGUGAAGCCCUUGGCUGUCACAAACUUAAAUGCCUUUGAAAUCAUAUCUUUCUCCACAGGAUUUGACCUCUCUGGUCUAUUUAUCAAAAAGGAGUGCAAAAAGGAGACAAGAUUCACUUCUGAUAAGCCUGCUGCUGCCAUUAUCUCGAAGCUUGAAGAUGUUGCAAAAAUACUGAAUCUCAGGAUAAGGAAGAUGGAUAAUGGUGUUGUCAAGAUUCAAGGGAGGAAGGAGGGAAGGAAUGGUGUCCUUCAGUUUGACGCAGAAAUAUUUGAGAUCACGGCAUCCUACCAUCUCAUUGAGAUGAAACAAACAGGCGGUGAUUCACUUGAGUACCAGAAACUGUUGGAAGAGAACAUCCGGCCAGCACUGAAGGACAUAGUCUGGGCCUGGCAUGGAGAUGAUCAACAGCAAAAGUAGUAGUACCUUUGGAUGUCUCAGUUUUGUUCCUAAAAUUUGUUAGAUUUUUUAGCUCGGAGUGAUUCUGUUCGACAUGUGUAUGUUCUUUUUUAGUAAUUGCAUUCUUUCUCUUUCUGUGAACCAUUCUGUUGCGCGAUAAUUGUUGAGAGGCUGAGUUGUCCAGUCGUUCCAUUCUGAAAACUGUUUCUGUCCUGUAAUGUGUAAUGGUUGUCCCUAUCAAUAAUGAAAUAAUUGCAUUUGAUCCUUUAAAAAAGGUUGAACUUUCA